This is a messenger RNA of Trichosurus vulpecula (common brushtail), 2175 nucleotides long. It is a transcript of the gene XRCC3, whose product is annotated as X-ray repair cross complementing 3. The transcript is spliced from 9 exons. NCBI's taxonomy places the organism in Eukaryota, Metazoa, Chordata, Mammalia, Diprotodontia, Phalangeridae. Gene Ontology annotation, biological process: t-circle formation; resolution of mitotic recombination intermediates; telomere maintenance via recombination. The coding region runs from base 292 to 1332 and encodes 346 amino acids. Gene Ontology annotation, cellular component: Rad51C-XRCC3 complex; replication fork. The record is from RefSeq and is a predicted model, not a curated record. Gene Ontology annotation, molecular function: four-way junction DNA binding; ATP-dependent DNA damage sensor activity; ATP binding.
GGAGCAUCACUCCCAAGCUAAUGGAGGACAUUCUGGCUCAGGUACAGCUUAGACCGUCCUUUGAGGGGCCGUCCGAGUCCAGUGAUUCUGGGAGCCCCCAGGGCCGAGGAAGGAGGCGGGACGGGGCAGGAGGAGCGCAGCCCAGAGCAGAGAUUUCAUGGAGACAAAUUUAAGGAAAAUUACUCUGGAGAAUGCAGAGAAUGCAUCAGUCAAGUGACCUUUCAUGCAAUUGGAAACUGAGUAUGUCAGUGAUAGGAGACUACUGAAAUCUGUGGUAUAUACAUUUAAGAAAUGGAUUGGGACCAACUAGAAUUGAAUCCUAAAGUUAUCACUGCUGUUAAGAAAGCUAAACUAAAAUCAAUAAAGGAAGUUUUGCACCUUUCUGGACCAGAUCUGCAGAGACUAACAAAACUGUCCAGCAUUGAUGUCCAGCAUUUAUUGAAAACAGUCUCAUUAGCACUAAGGAACAACUGUGUUCUGACAGCACUUCACAUGUAUCAACAGAAAGAGGAAUUCCCAACACAGCAUAAGAAACUGGGCUUUGGCUGCUCGGUACUUAACAGACUUUUAAGAGGUGGUCUCCCCCUGGAGGGAAUCACAGAGCUUGUUGGACAGAGUUCGGCUGGGAAGACUCAGAUUGGCCUGCAGCUGUCUCUCUGUGUGCAGUACCCUUAUGAGUAUGGAGGACUAGAGUCAGGUGUGAUCUACAUUUGCACAGAGGAUGUUUUCCCAGACAAGCGUUUGCAGCAGCUUAUAGCUCUACAGCACCAACUGAGGCCAGAUGUUCCUGGGGAGAUCAUCAAGAAAAUUCAAUUUGGCAACUCUAUCUUCAUUGAGCAUGCAGCAGACAUAGAUACAUUGUUUGAAUGCAUUACUAAGAGGGCUCCCAUCUUGCUGGCUCGAGGAAUGGUCCGACUUAUCAUCAUUGACUCCGUUGCUGCUCUGUUUCGCUGUGAAUUUGGCAUCCAGCAUUCUGUUACAAAAGCCAAAUAUUUACAGACCCUCGGAGCCAAGUUGCACCAAUUAAGCAGUGGGUUCCAGAGCCCAGUAUUGUGCAUUAAUCAGAUAACAGAUACAGUGGAUGAGAGGGGGCUUGCUGGCACAAAUCUGGAUGUACUUGAGAGAGUUUCUCCAGCACUUGGAAUAACCUGGUCCAAUCAACUACUAAUGAGGCUGAUGGUCAGCCGCCCACCCUGUGAGUUCGCUAGAGAUACGGAUGCCUCAGCUACUGGGACCAUUGUUAGGACACUGAGUGUUAUUUUUGCACCACAUCUGCCCCAGUCCUCUUGUCACUACACAGUCAAUGCGGAGGGUGUAAAAGGAGCAGAGUAAGGCAGUUACUAUGGUUACAGCAGUUUAAAGUGCAGGAGAAAGGAUACCUUCCAGGAAAACCUUUAUUCACCUGUAGUUUGUUUAUAUGUAUAUAUGCCUGUGUGUACAUACUACUAAGCCCUAUUUUCAAAUAAACUAUUAACACUGAAUAGUUGAAUGUCACUGUUAGCUUCAUGGGUUGGUCCAGAGAGGAUUAAGUUGUUCAUUUUUAUGGAAUUUUUUUAUAAGCUAAUUACUUCUUUCAGUGACCACACCAUUGCUGUAAACUAAAAUUAGGACUGACCUUUGGAAGGCUGAGAACUAUCAAGGCAGAGGCUAUUUGAGAGAUGUGAGCUAUCUGCAUUUAAGGAAAGAAAUCUGUCAAAUGCCCACAACAAGAAUUAUGACUUUUAGCCCCCAUAGCUUUAAACUUAAUGGUAAAGCAUUUUCUAGUGGCUCUGAAUUGCUUCUAAGGAUAAAAUAUUCAUUUGGCGUUUAAAGCAUUUAGCUUUCCAGAUUUCUGCAUCCUAGCCUAAAUGGCCCAACUGCUAUCCCCCCACCCUCCCUGUAAAUAUUUCUUCUGCUUUGGUGCCUUGGUUUUAGCUAUGGCCAUGUUCUCCUUCCUCCUCACUCAAUUCCUGACUCCUUUCAAAGCUCCAGUUAGGUGCCACUGUCAGCAAGACUCUUCCUGACCCUCCCCUUCAUCCUCAGUCCUAUAGUUUCACCUUACAUCUUAAACUUCCAUCCCUCUCUCCUCCUGCUCCCCAUAAAAUGUAAACUCCGUGAGGACAGGUGCUCUUCAGUUCUCUCAUCUUUGUAUCACUGCCCAUGUACCUUGAACAACUGUAGAUGUUUAAUAAAUGU